AUGAACAUCGAAUUCUGCACACUCACAUGGCGCCUGGGUGGCAUCACGUUUUAUUUAACUGCAGAGACAAGACUUAAUUUCCAAGAGCCAAACUUUCAAGUGUUGCGAGUAGGACCGGCCAGCAGGCCUCAAGUUUUCUCAGUAGUGACAAAGGGGAGUGAUAAAGAUAUUCGUGAGGAAUAUGUGAAUAUUCUCACUGGAGUUGGAAAGCUAAAGGACUAUCAGCUUAAGAUUCACGUUAAGAAGGACGUUACACCAAUAGCCCAGCAAGUGCGGAGACUUCCUUUCGGUCUCAGAGACAGAGUUGAUCAGAAACUCGAUGAUCUGCUCGACAAGGACAUCAUUGAAGAAGUACCAAACACCCCCACCGCGUGUGUGUCACCCUUGGUUGUAGCUCCUAAGCAAGAUGGGGACACAAGGGUAUGUGUCGACUUGAGCCGAGCAAACGAGGCAAUCAUACGGGAACGACACCCCCUCCCUACGAUUGAAGAAUUCCUAUACGAUUUCAAUGGGUCAACAGUUUUCAGCAAGCUGGACCUCCGAUGGGGACUCCACCAAAUCGAGCUGGACGAGGAGUCACGGGAAAAUACGACGUUCGUGACUCAUCGAGGCUUAUACCGUUACAAACGGCUGAUGUUCGGAAUCUCUUCAGCACCGAAGAAGUACCAGAAGAUCAUAUCAGAUGUUCUACAAGGCUGCAACGGCGUUGCAAACAUUGCAAAUGACCUCAUCGUUCAUGGGAUAAAUCUGGAAGAUCAUGACACGAACUUGCAUGCAGUUUUAAAGCGGUUGCGUGAGAAGGGGUUGACCUCAAAUGGAGAGAAAUGCCGGUUCAGACUUCCGGAGUUGACUUUUUUUUGGGCAUGA
Molecule: messenger RNA, 867 nt
Organism: Stylophora pistillata
Lineage: Eukaryota; Metazoa; Cnidaria; Anthozoa; Scleractinia; Pocilloporidae
Source: RefSeq, a predicted model, not a curated record